This is a messenger RNA of Nasonia vitripennis (jewel wasp), 3396 nucleotides long. It is a transcript of the gene dysf, whose product is annotated as neuronal PAS domain-containing protein 4. Bases 83 to 2434 code for a protein of 783 amino acids. Gene Ontology annotation, biological process: regulation of transcription by RNA polymerase II. Lineage: Eukaryota; Metazoa; Arthropoda; Insecta; Hymenoptera; Pteromalidae. The transcript has 12 exons. Gene Ontology annotation, molecular function: RNA polymerase II transcription regulatory region sequence-specific DNA binding; protein dimerization activity; DNA-binding transcription factor activity, RNA polymerase II-specific. The record is from RefSeq and is a predicted model, not a curated record.
GCCGAGAGAACCCGCUAAAUGUCCAUCCCCCGUGUGGCCGAGGCUGAAAUCGGCAUAGCAGCUGGCUGCAGGUCGGCGAAAUAUGUUCAAUCGGAUAGAUGCGAGCAAAUCGACGAAAGGUGCGAGCAAACUGCGAAGGGACCUGAUAAACGCAGAGAUCGCGAACCUACGCGACCUCCUGCCCCUGCCGCCAUCGACGAGGCAGAGACUAUCCCAGCUUCAGCUUAUGGCACUCGUAUGCGUCUUCCUGAGGAAGGCGAAUUACUUUCAGCACGUUUUGAAAAACGACCAGGAGUCCGCAAGCAUGCCCACGCCGAACAUUGGAUUCUCAAAGGCCAUGUCCGGCUUCAUUAUGAUGAUGACUCAACAGGGCAAGCUGCUGUACAUAUCGGAAAACGCCGCCGAGUACCUGGGACACUCGAUGGAGGACCUUUUGAUCCACGGCGACAGCGUGUACGACGUGGUCGACAAGCAGGACCACAUGGUAAUACAGAGCCAGCUGGGCAGGAGCAGCGGCCCCGGUGCACCGGACGACAGGAGAUUAUUCCUCUGCCGUAUAAACGUGUCGCGGAACUCGCGCAGGCAGCUUCGCUUCGGAGAUCAAAAGGUGGUACUCGUGGAGGGCCAUUACCUGCCGUUUGUGCAGCUCUGCAAUCGCAACGAGUCGGUGUUCUUGGCAUCGUGCACGCCGGUCGUUCUGCCCGAAACACGAGAGAGCGUCGUGCAGGGCGCGACCAACAUCUUCACGACGAUUCACUCGAUGGACAUGAAAUACCUGCACAUCGACAAAACAGCCGAGAGCCACAUGGAGUACAGUCGGUCGGAGCUGGUCGGUGUCUCCUGGUACAACCUCCUGCAUUGGGACAGUAUACGUACCGCGUACUGUAAGCACCAAACUGUUAUACAGUCGGAUCAGGAGAGGUCGAGCACGGCUCUGCUUAGGCUACAGAGUCGAUCCGGCAGGUGGUUCUGGGUCCACUGCGUCCUACAAGUCAAAGAUACGUCCGAAGAGUGCCAGCAUCCUAUUAUUGUCUGUACCAAUCAAGUAUUAAGUGAUAAAGAGGCUGAGAUAUUGCGCGCAAGUUCCUGGUUAUAUCAGUAUUCGUCGCAGACCAAGUACACGUACGGAGUCUGCGCGAGUUUGCCAAACUCGGGGCCACAGCCGCCUCCGCCGGUUCAACACCACCAACAGCACACGCCGCCGCCUUUGGUCUACGCCCCCGAGGGUCCCGGGGUCAUCGCGGACUACAACAACGGCAGGCCGGGUUUAACGCCCUACGGACUACCGCUACCACCACCGCCACACGAGCUCGAGCUCGGCCCUGUCGGCUAUCAUCAGAUGGACGACGGACAGAUCGCUGUCCCAUGGAGCAAGGAGAGGACGCUCGUUAAGCAGGAGCCUGGAGAGGUCUACGGGGAAGCGAAUAACGCGGUGAGGACGAGUCAGCAGCGGUCGAUCCACGGACAGGAGAGCGAAGCGGCCGAGCCUGUCGAUAUGUCCAUCAACAACAGCGCGACGCCCGGCGAAUUACACGACGAACGCCAUCCGGCUAUGCAUCAGCACUGCAAUGCCGGACCCGCUGAAUUCUGUCCGUGCAACAAGGCACACUUGCCCAUGAUGCAGCACAACAACAAGAGUCCGAACCGGCCGAUGUCGACGAGCCUGCCUACGUACCUUCGCCCCGGCAGCAAGUCCCUGUCGUACUUCAUGUCGAACCAGCCACACUCGCCCGGGCAGCAGAUGCAUCAGCAGAUGUCACCAGGGAUGGCCCCUAGUCCGGACAACAACGGCGGCCUCAAGUACAACAUCGUCGACCUGGACAAACUGAGCAGUCACCCGGCGGAUCAGUCGCCCCAACCGCCACCACCGCCGGACAUCUACGGGCCGACCUACUCGCAGAAGCGACAACUGCUGCUGCUCCACCAAACCAAAGCCCCGAACCAACAACCCGGAGAACCACCGCAUCCCUGCGUGGCCGACGCUGCUCAUCAUCAUCUCGCGCAUCACCACCCGCGCUACAUCUAUCCCUCUGACGACCGGCAGGAGCAGUGGACGAGUCCAAGCGGACCGGCUGCGUCGUCCCCGAGCACACCAGGCCUCUGGCCCGACUGCGGCCUUCAGAGGGUCCCGGAUGUGGUCCACCAGGAACUCAGUCCCUACAUCACGACCCCGACUACCCCAGCCGAUACCCCGGACGACUCAUCCGAGCACCAAACCACCCCGGGCACCACACCCGUAUCCGUCUUCAACUUCGACUGGCCGGGCGAGCAACACGUGCCCAAUCUACGCGUGCUGUCCUUCCGCAGCAGCAACAGCGUCGCUGGGAACUACCCCGAGACCAGGAGGCCAACGGAAAUCGUCCAGCCCAUCACUCUGCAGCUGCCCAGAAAGAAGAACAUCGUGGACUCGCCGCAUCGGGACUACGCCAAGUGAUGCCUUGCGUAUUUUUGAUCUUUUUAUACGUUCCUUUUUUUCUCUUAUUUUUAGUCUUUAAUUUUUUUUUUUUUUAAUUAGCGCGCGCGGAGAGGAACGACCUGAAACAAGUGUUCUAUAGAUCUUUCUCAUACAGUACUACCUUUUCUCAUAAUCAAAAUCGGAUGAAAGCUGCAAUAUCGAUAUCAAUAUAGACUCUAAGAGCGCAAUAGCUGUACUAUUCCAUAUAAUAUCCAGUGUGCCAUUUAAUACUUUUCCCCGGCGGUAUGUAGCGUACAUAUAUAUAUAAACGCAAUCCCCCUCCGAGCACGAGUCGACGGAUUUAUGCGAGAGAAGGAUUGAAUUUUCGUAUAUAGAACGUAUUCGCGCGAUCUAUCUUAUAUUCUCCUUAAUUUUUUUUCUCUCCUCUUUUAGUGUGAUAUUUGUUGUAGUCGAGAUUUUGUAUUAUAUUACGUAACGUAUAUAUAGUGUGAAAAUUUCAUCCUUUCGAUUGCCUGAAACGAUAGGAUGAUAAUAUUUUUCUGAUAUAAAUCCGUAUACUUAUAAGUGAUCGAUGUGGAGAACUCGUAGAAAUACUUUAAUAGUUGCCAAUUUGUAUAGCUAGUAAGGAUAUCGUGUGCGUCGAUGUAGGAAGAAACGUGUGUGAUUAUAAAUUACUGCAAUGCGUAGGAGAGGACAGUCUUGUUUCUGAAAAAAAAAAAAACAAAAAAAAAAAGAGUAUUUUCUUAAUCGAGUUUCGAACGAUAGGUAGACGUUCGAGGGUUCGAUCGAAAAAAAGUUGAGGUGUAUCUGCGAUCGAACGAACGAACUGUGUGCUAUAUCUAUGCGUUCGAAAACUUGACGAUGGUUUUUAAUGAGAUAUCUUUAGCUAUUGACUACGUUUACACGGGAGAAUUUUUCCUUCCGCCGUAGUACUAUAUACGUUAAGCGAUAUCGUUCCUAAUAAAUUGAAGCUUCUGAAA